Ciona intestinalis (vase tunicate) is the source of this 2481-nucleotide messenger RNA. Lineage: Eukaryota; Metazoa; Chordata; Ascidiacea; Phlebobranchia; Cionidae. The record is from RefSeq and is a predicted model, not a curated record.
AUUUACCCAACGCGUGCACUUGUUGCUCCUGCCAUCGCUCGUUUAACAUUUCUAUUUUCCUGUUAUGAAUUUUGUAAUGAUAUUUCUAUGGUUUUUGUUUUUGAAUUAUUUUUUUUUGCGUUGCACAUGUAAGCUACCAAAAGUAAAAUCUGCAUUAAGUUGAUGAAAUAAACGCAACCGUUGGGUAUUUUAGGCUUUCGCACACACACAAAUUCAUUCUACGGUAGUUUCUUGCCAUGGAAUUCACCGACAACCUUGGAGGUUUGGAAGGUGCUGCAUUUCAAAGCAGGCUUCCCUACAAUGAACUUUCACCUGAAGAAAGAGAUUUGUUUCCAGACGUUGCAAGUGAUGUCAACGGCCAUCUUGGAUUUCUCAACAUAAGAAACAGAAUUCUUCAAAUGUGGCUCGAUAAUCCAAAGAUUGAGCUCAUUUAUGAAGUAGCUGUUCAAAGACUGACCGACUUAAAAGAAAUAACACCCGAAAAUGUUGCACUCAGUUUAAAGAUUCACAAAUACCUGGAACGUCAUGGAUUUAUUAAUUUUGGAAUUUUCAAACGUAUUCAUCCAAUUAGAAAAAUCAAGAAAGCCAAGGUCGUUGUAAUUGGAGCUGGCAUGGCUGGUCUUGCAGCCGCUCGACAGCUAACAUCGUUUGGUAUGGAGGUUAUCACUAUUGAAGCUCGGGACAGAGUGGGCGGUAGAGUGAGCACUUUUCGAAAAGGGAAAUUUGUGGCAGAUCUUGGUGCUAUGGUGGUCACUGGCCUUGGUGGAAACCCUAUUACAGUGAUCAGUAAACAAAUCAACAUGGAGUUGCAUAAGAUUAAACAGGAUUGCCCUCUUUAUGAAACAGGGGGAAGUCGGGUUCCAAAAGAGAAAGACGUUCUUGUUGAAAAAGAAUUUAACAAACUUCUUGAAGCUACUGCUCAUUUAAGCCAUGAGAUGGAAAUUGAUAAAUUUAAAGACAAACAGCUGUCUUUAGGAAAAGCCUUUGAGCUUGUAAUAAGUCUACAAGAGAAAAGUGUAAAAGAACAACUCCUGGCGCAUUGGCACCAGAUCGCCAAGUUGCACGAACGACACAAAGAUAUCGUGGAGAGAAUGGCAACAUUGAAACAGAAGGCGCUCAAAUCCCGUGAAGUCGUAUCCACUAUUCCUACUUUAAACGAUAUGGAAGACAAAGAAAGUGAAAAAGCAAUUUCUAAUGAAUUCAGACGAAGGUGCCUCAUGAAAGAUUGCAGGGAAGCAUGCAAGGAUUUUUUUAAACUAAACGAAACCCGACAGAAUCUUGAAUCUGAGAUAGUAGCCAUGGAACACAACCUUCCAAGCGAUGUUUACCUCUCCUCUAAAGAUCGGCAGUUACUUGACUGGCAUCUCGCCAACCUUGAGUUCGCCAAUGCUGCCCCGUUAGAUAAGCUCAGUCUAAAACAUUGGAAUCAAGACGAUGCAUAUGAGUUCAGUGGUAGUCACCUUGUUGUUAGAAACGGCUACUCCAUCCUCCCAACAGCUUAUGCAGAUGGUUUAGACAUUCGUCUCAGCACCACUGUAAGAAAAAUGAGCUACAGCGAUACAGGUUGUUCAGUCGUAAUACAAUCCACACAGACUGCUUCUCCACAAACCACAAUAACAUGCGAUGCUAUAUUAUGUACCCUACCUCUUGGUGUGUUGAACCCACCCGACCCUGAGUUAGACCAUGGGCCAGCAAUAGAGUUUGAUCCUCCACUGCCAAGUUGGAAAAUUGAAGCAAUGAAAAGAAUGGGAUUUGGAAACUUGAAUAAGGUAGUCUUGUGUUUCGACCGAAAUUUCUGGGAGUCAGCGUCUGCCAACUUAUUUGGGCAUAUUGGAGCCACCACAAGCUCAAGGGGCGAACUCUUCCUCUUCUGGGCGAUAUACAGAGCUCCUGUGUUAAUAGCAUUGGUGGCGGGGAAGUCAGCCAAUGUGAUGGAGCAUGUUGGGGAUGGAGUUGUUCUUUCUAGAGCCAUAGCCGUCUUGAAGGGGAUAUUUGGCCCUGAGAAUGUGCCAGACCCGGUCAAUUACACGGUCACACGCUGGGGUUCAGAUCCUUGGGCAAAAGGAAGUUACUCUUAUGUUGCUGUUGGUUCAUCAGGUGAUGAUUACGAUGUGAUGGCGUGUCCUGUUGAUGGGGCGGGCGCUUCAUACGAACAGAUGAUGUCAAGUAGUGGAAACCCAAGGCUGUUUUUUGCAGGAGAACACACCAUGAGAAAUUAUCCAGCUACUGUGCAUGGUGCAUUGUUGAGUGGAUUCAGGGAAGCAGCGAGAAUUACUGAUAUCUUUGUUGGACCAAUUACCACUAAUGGUAACAACCAACAGGGCACAGUUGUGACGGAGAUUACUGACCAUUAGUUGGAGUGGAAAUAUUUGAACUGCAUUCUUCUAAUGAAUUAAAACUAUUAAGGCCGAUAUUUCAGUUUCAACUGCCAAUUGCAGAAUUUUAUGCGCGAAAAUACACCAUACACCACAUAGAAAUCAA